Penicillium olsonii is the source of this 2403-nucleotide messenger RNA. The record is from the annotation of a GenBank genome assembly. Lineage: Eukaryota; Fungi; Ascomycota; Eurotiomycetes; Eurotiales; Aspergillaceae.
AUGCAUUCUGAAAUCGAAAUCCAUCUGGAGGACUUGUCAUCACUUCCAGCUCCACACUUUGGCGCGGAUGAAGUCCCAAAGCGCAAACAACGAUUCAGACGUAAUCAGGUUGCCUGUGACCCGUGUCACAUGCGACGUGUUCGCUGUGAUCUGAUAUCCCCAUCACCGUGCUCACGCUGCACUCACGCUGGCAUCAAGUGCGGAUUCACGCGCACGCUACGGAAACGAGGCCGCACACCACGAUCCAAGCUAGGCAACAUAACCACCGAGCACUCUCAACGUGAAUCAAGGUUGUGGAUAAACAAUCACUCCUCUGCUCAUUCGCCAUCUUCACCAUCUUCGCCAUCUUCAAUGGGUCCCACCACCCCGGAAUCCGUGGCUGAGUCGUGGCCGCCGGCGACCAACGAGAUUGACAGCCUUUUGGCUUUGCUUGAAGAUGAAAAUCACACUACUGGGAAUACUUCACAGGGUUUGGAAAUAUCGGAACUCAGCCCCAGAGAUCCAUUUCACUCAAUAGACCAGAGAUCCGACGGCUUACCCCAUUCGAGCUUUCAAGUUGAGAGCCCUGUGCCACCGCCGCCGGUAUCGUGGGAUUCGGGUUACACGAAUUACAACACAGAGCAUGAGCCUAUUUCCAUAUUCACUAAUCUUGAGGAUACAAAUUUGGACGAAGUGAAUCCACCGGCACAGCAGCCCCCACUGCGAUAUCCCGUGUUGAAUGAGGUGAUGGGCUUUUUGGGUCCCCAUGUGCCUUUUGAGCUGAUGUGCCAUUUGAUUGAGCGAUAUUUCUGUGAAGAUCUCUUCACCAAUCCGCACAUGGUCUACGGCCAAUUGAAGUGCUCUCUUUUACGAAAGUCCUCACUCCUGGGUGACAGAUAUAGGCCUACUAAGCCUGCGCUUUUGAUGAGCAUGCUUUGGAUGGCUGCCGUGAACGACCGGGACUUUUCAUUUUCUUCAUCGUCUGUACAACAAAGCAAUCUCUGUCGGUCACUUGGUCGACUUACAUUCUCGCUCUUGCCGCAAUUAUCUGAGCACGCCUUUUCGGGGCAACAUGUGUCAUCAUCGGCGGAUUUGUCUUUUUUACCCACGCCGUCUCAGAGCAUGGGCGACCCUGUCGGUGAUUUUGAUGAUGUGAUCACUUACAUUCAUAUUGCCUCGAUUUGCUCUGCUGAAGAGAACCCGUCAAGUCUUAAGUGGUGGAAAGCAGCGAUUCAUCUUGCAAAAAAAUUGAAACUCAUUUCCAAGGCAGAUAUACUUCUGGACUCGGACGGUUCAAGCUCGAAUUACUGCGAAUACUGUGGCCGUGGCUCAUUGGAAUUCGCAGCAAAGUCAACAUGCAUGUAUCAUGAUGUGCCUGAAUCGAAUGAGGAUUUCGAUAACAAUAUACACCCUGACUCUCGCUCUGUUACAUUCUCAUAUGAGAGUCUUGAAGAACGAAGACGAGCAUGGUGGCUAUUGUACAUUAUGGACCGCCAUCUAGCGCUGCGUCAUAAUAUACCGCUGGAGAUCCUCGAUGCCGAAUGUGCCGGUGUACUCCUCCCGAUGAAUGAGACUUCUUGGCAAAAUGGCGAUUCCGUCCAUCGCGAUUCUCAUUCACAAACAGAUUUGGAUCCCGGCCGAGAAAAUCGAUCAGGGGGUCGAAUAUUCCCGGAUUUCCGAUUCAACGACUCAUCGCUCUUUGGGUUUCUGCUUCCCCUCAUGACCAUCACCGGGAAAAUAUUACGCCAGAACCAAGAUCGUUCAGAACCGCAGCAUGACAAGGGUACUGCAAAUUCUGAGAUAUCGCAACACCUCGAUGUGUAUCAAACCAGUUUGGCCACUCUUAUUACACCAGUCGAAGCCCCAAGUCCUGAAGGCAAGGAUUCAAACAAGCUUUCAGACCAACAGCAUCACACUGCGGUUAUCUAUGCGUCAUUCUUUGUCCAGGCUCUUCGCAUGAUGCUAGUGGGAAAACGAAACUGGGGGUUUUUAGUGGAGGACGAGCAAUGUUGGACUUCUCCCGCCUUUGCCUCCACGAUCUCAUUUUCCCUUAAUGCGGCCUCCUGUCUUCGAAGGAUUUUGCAUUUUGAUCCAGAUGCCAGUUUCUGUCCUUUUUUCUUUGGCAUUCAAUUAUUCCAGGUAUCCUUCCCGAUGCUGUUGAUAGUAGAGCGCCUUGAAGAGAAAUGCGGCAAAGAUGUUCUGAAUGCCUGCGAGGUCAUGAUCCGGGCUACCGAGGCUUGUCUUGUUACUCGAAAUACAGAUUAUCAGAAAAGGCUGCGUCAGCUGAUGCGGAGUGCAGUUUCGCAAUCGUGGGGCCGGCCCGUCAGUGCCAGUGAUACCAAGAGUCGCCGCAAAGCAGUGUUCGCGCUUUACUUGUGGACUCGAAGGGGUAUGCACUGGCCGGAUGAGCUGGGAGCUCCCUAG